ACUCUUUCUGUCUAUCAAGUCUAAAGUCGCUUCACUCUUCAUCAGACAUUCACAGAAGAGAGAGAAACAAGAAAAGAAAGCCUAAUUCUAAUUCCCUAGAAAAUUCUGAACUAGAGGAGUAAUUAAUUAGUAAGUAAACAAAUAAGUACAAACCUAAUCUGGUUUGAAUCGGUCUGGUUUAACCCAGCAAAAUUUAUUACUACAGAUAUCCGAGGCUAAGCCUCGGAAAUCACGAACCAAAAAGUCAGUCUGAUGAAGAUAGAAAAAAUAUUUUGGAGAAUCUACUGAAAUAGAAGAAGCUCGAGAUCAAGGAGAAGAAGAAGCUUCAAGGGGGAGGGAAAAAUGGGAAAAAUCACGAAAAGGAAGAAGAAGGGCCGGCCACCAAAGGCGGAUCUCUCAACACCACGGCGGAGUAAAGUAACAGAUCCGCCACCUGAAUCUGCCCUUCGUAGAAGUGUAAGAAGCCGGAAUCUACCAUAUAGUGAUGACCAGUUUUACGAUGAUAUCGAAGGUGAAGAAGAAGAAGACUCUGAAGAUGAAGAAGAAGAGGAAGAGAAAAGAAGAAAAAAGAAAAUGAAGUUAGUAAUGAGAUUAGCUUCAUCUGGUCAAACUAAAGUUGACUCAUCACUGUUGACUCGAAACAAUGAAACCACUACUCCUGCUCCUGCUCCAGAUUCUGCUGCUUCUGCAUCCUCUUCAGACGAUGGAGAUGAUAGUAAACCGUUUAAGAAGAGAAGAAUCAACGGUGAUGAUGAAGAAGACGCCAAUGCUAAUGUUGAUGAAGAAGUCAGAUCUGAUGAUCAAAGAAAGGAUGGAAGACAGGAAAAGAAGGAUACAAGAAGGUCAGAAUCUCUUUCAGGGUUUGAAGGCAACUAUUCAAAUGGGAUACCAUUACCGGAUAAGAAAGAAAUCGAUUUGAUUAUGGAUAAGCUUCAGAAGAAAGACACAUAUGGUGUUUAUGCAGAGCCGGUUGACACAGAAGAGCUUCCGGAUUAUCUUGAAAUGAUUGAGAAUCCCAUGGAUUUUGGCACCAUAAGGAAGAAUUUGGAAAAGGGAACAUACACAAAGUUGGAACAACUUGAGGCUGAUGUGUUUCUGUUAUGCUCAAAUGCAAUGGAAUAUAAUUCUCCAGAUACUGUCUACUUUAAACAGGCACGCUCGAUACAAGAGCUGGCAAGAAAGAAAUUCCACAGGCUAAAGGUUAAUUAUAAACGCUCUGAGGCGGAAAUCAAGAUAGAUCAGACAAAAAGAUCCAAUGUUGUAGUGAAAAAAUCGACAAAGAAGACACCAUGCAAAGUAGUACAGGAACCUGUUGGCUCUGAUUUCUCCGCAGGUGUAACUCUUACCACCAGGGCCAAUCUUGUUAAUCAGUCAAACACAGUACACGCUGGCAGUUAUGGGGUGCCCGGCAAUUAUAUUGGUUUUGGAGAUCGAAACUCUUUCCUGCUUGAACAUAAAUCUGAAAAGGCUGAGGAGCAAGUUUCAGGGAAGGGAUUGCAGUCUAAAUUUGGAAAGAAACCUAUUGUGUUAGAUGAUGAUCGACGUGCGACCUAUGGUAUGACCAGUCAACAUUUGGUGAAUGAGGACUCGACGUUUACAAUUUUUGAGGGCGACACCAGCCAGCUGGUUGCAGUUGGACUACAUACAGAUCACUGUUAUGCAAGAAGUUUGGCUCGUUUUGCUGCAACACUAGGACCUGCUGCUUGGAAAGUUGCUUCCCGAAGAAUUGAGCAAGUGUUGCCAGGGGAUUUUAGAUUUGGACGCGGCUGGGUUGGAGAAUAUGAACCCUUACCAACCUCUAUACUGGUUCUUGAAAACAGUAUGCCGAAAGAGCUUUCUAUAAAUUCACAUAAGACAGAGGAUAUAAAAAAAGAUGACCAGAUUGUAGAAGAAAGUUUGAAGGCUAAACAAAACGUGACUCUUGGCCGUGAAACUGUAAAUUUGCCGAGGGUGUCAUGUGCAAGUAUAUCAGAGGAAUUUGCAAGGGAGAGGCACUUUGGUUAUCCUAUGUCAAACGGAUUGAAUUCAGGUGUGGUUAGUGUUUCCGGUCCCAAACCUGUUGUUAAUGUCAUAGGUCAGCAGCAAAAUCCACAAGUGUCAAGUAAUGUGUUAAAGCAAGUUGAUAUGCACUCUUCUUCUUCAUUCAGAAAGGACCAUAUGAAUGUUGCUCCACGAGAGAAGCCCAUGAACAACUCGCAUAUGACAAUUCCAAGAUUGCAGGAGAUGGAUUCAAGGAACAGGGUUCUUUCACAAUCUGCAUCUUUCAGUCAUCCCGUAAGUAAUGGGAUUGUUGUUGGAGGACUGCCUAAUGUGAACAAUUGUGCAAGUAGUCAUAGAGCAACUAGUUUUUCCUCUGAUGUUGUUCCCAGCAAACAGGUUAGACUACCCGCAUUUCCUCAUGGAAACCAUGAACAAGGCUUAAGUGACCCGGUGCAGAUGCUGAGAAUGAUGGCAAAUAAGACACACAAUCAGCAGAAUUCCGCAAACCAUCCUAUGGCUGAGGCUAUACAGUCAAUAAGAGAUGAUGCCGUUGCGGUCGCCACCCCUCCUCAGGCAUGGAUGGCCCUAGGAUACGCCAAUCCAGCAAGGGAACGCCAAUCUGAUUCACAGGUUCACUUUGAAACUGCUGCUUCAGGGGGAUUUCAAACACAGACAAAUAAGAAUAGGUUUCCUCAGGCAUUUCUUCUGCAAGCUAUGCGCAUAGGGGAAAACAACAGACCCGUGUUUUCCCAACAACAAAGAAUGAUGGAUACAAAAUUUCAUGUGCAAUCUCCUCAGCAAGGUCUUGGCCCACAAACGCAGACAAACAGCAAACAAGAUACUCUUCCACCAGACCUGAACAUUGGUUUUCCAUCCUCUGGGUCUCCCGUAAGGCUGUCAUCUGGCGUUCUACUUGACUCCCAACUACCAGAUCUUGCGUUGCAACUCUAAGAUUGUGCUUGUAAUGUUAAGUGCAGCUAUACUUACCCGUGGUUACCCCGAGCAGCUUCUAGUUGUAGUAUCACCAGGAAGCUUGGCAGGUUGGCUUUUGUUGCCAAAUGAGCAACUAAAGUGGAUAUAUGAGUAUGUCUGAAAAGUUCCAAGUCAUGUUCAGCUCUUACAUUCAAGAUUUGGAGAAAUUUGUCCGGUUUCAGUCCUUCUAACUGCGAAUUAUUACAUGUCAGGAGGAAGCAAUUCGGUCCCAAGUUAUGGGCAAGAGCAACAAAGCAUUCCAUCCAUUGAAAGUUUCUAAAACGUGACAAAAGAUGAUCGAAAGGUAGUUCUCUGGUGUAUCUGUAACUGUUUUCCAUGGGAUCAUUGUUCAGCCAGAGGAUGUUGAUUUGUUGUAGAAUGUAAAACCGUAGUCAUAUGUAGAAACGUAUGAUCUGACUUGGCAAAACCAGAGAUCAAAAAGCCAGUUUCACCAAUCCAUAUAUAUUACCAUGCACAAGGAAAUACAAAUAAUCAAGCUACAAUCAGCAGAUAUCUGGAGAUGUUGUAAAAUGUGCAGGCAUUUGCUGUUGCUUCUAAGCUAAAAUUUAUGAUAUGAAGCCAGCAUUAUAUAAGUUCUAAAUUCAUUAUCUGCAUAAUCAUUCUGCAAUGAGUUGGGAACUUUCUCAUGUAUAUGUAUAUAAAAAUGUACGCGUCCAUGAUCUUAUUUUUUUUGGAAGCAAGGUCCAUGAUCUUGGUUUCUACUUGAUUCAGACCCAUUUGGAAUCAACUGUGUAGAAGUUGUUCUGCUGGUGACUGAAUCUUCAGAAUUAACAGUUUCUGUAACGAUUACAAGAGAGUUUUGAUUGUUA
Messenger RNA from Papaver somniferum (opium poppy), 3782 nucleotides. Its product is annotated as bromodomain-containing protein 9-like. The coding region runs from base 343 to 2931 and encodes 862 amino acids. Gene Ontology annotation, molecular function: protein binding. The transcript has 9 exons. The record is from RefSeq and is a predicted model, not a curated record. NCBI's taxonomy places the organism in Eukaryota, Viridiplantae, Streptophyta, Magnoliopsida, Ranunculales, Papaveraceae.